Priceomyces carsonii is the source of this 348-nucleotide messenger RNA. RefSeq lists its product as uncharacterized. The record is from RefSeq and is a predicted model, not a curated record. Bases 1 to 348 code for a protein of 115 amino acids. The transcript has a single exon. Lineage: Eukaryota; Fungi; Ascomycota; Pichiomycetes; Serinales; Debaryomycetaceae.
AUGGUGGAGAAAUUAAAGAAAUUAGACAGAGGAAAUGAGGUAAACAAGCGAAGGACACCCUCACCCCAAUCCGAAUCAAAAGAUGUCCUCAAAUAUCUUAAUACAACCUACAACAACUAUCUUAAGUUGGCAAAAGACAACAAAGGAGGAGAAAAAGUGAAAGUCUACAAAUCACUAGAUUCUUCGAGUCAAUGGAAGACUAAGCAUAGCUCUGCCAAUAGUAUGAAGAAUGGGGGCCACAUCAACAUAUUGUUUGAAAUCAAUAAAUCAGUAAGUCAUUUUAGAGAAAAAGAGAGGGAAAAGGGAAGAGAAAGGGAAAAACUAAAGGAAAGUAAAAAUCAAGCCUAG